Messenger RNA from Mycena indigotica, 2025 nucleotides. RefSeq lists its product as uncharacterized. Lineage: Eukaryota; Fungi; Basidiomycota; Agaricomycetes; Agaricales; Mycenaceae. The record is from RefSeq and is a predicted model, not a curated record. The transcript has 2 exons. Bases 31 to 2025 code for a protein of 664 amino acids.
UUUUGGACCUCCAUCUCCACGCUGCAUGGAAUGAGCUCAAGCACCAAUGUAGAGGUUUCUCCUCCAUCCCUCGACAAAGGGAAACGUCGAGCCCAAGAUACAGAGCCCACAGAACGAACACCUCUACUCAACUCCCAAUCCUCCUCCGUUUUACUUGACUCCCAUGACCCACCACCUGCCGUUGCAAGACGGCGGCUUCGGUCAAAACUAACAACCGUCUUCCUCGUCUCUCUUGUUAUUACAACACUCGGGGCCAUUGGGGUCGGCAUUUUAGCUUGGACAUACGCCUCACGGGCUUCCCACAUCUCCACAGACGACAUUCUCACCGAGGGACUCGUCUUUCGCGGGCCAGACCGAGUCGACGUGCUCAGCAUCUCCCCACAGGGUGGAAUAGCACUCAGAGUUGGCGGGCGACUGGGCUUUGAUGCUGGAGCUGUCCUAGGCGUGUCUGCGGAAUCGGACGACACAUUGUUUGGCGAUAUUUGGAAAGCAGUGGGUCGCUGGGGUAUUCGUCGACUCAACAGAGUGGCCGUAAAUAUGAGCACUAUUGCUCUGGUUGCAGGACACGUUGUGCUUGCGACCGUGGAACCAUCUCCCGUCGUCAUUCCUCUCACAGCCAGUCCACCAAGCGAUUCCAGUUGGCUCACACCAAUAUCGAUGCCGUUGCUUAUUCGGCCGACCACAAAUACGACUGCCUUGAUCGAAUUCGUUCGGGAGUCGUGGCGGGAUGGCUGGGCGGUAGUGAGAGCGGAUGUGUCAAAUGUCGAUGUUCGUGGCGGUUUUUUUGGGGAGGGAAAUUGGCGGGCGUGGCUGCACAAGCAGCUUUCGGACGUGAAGACGCAGGUGCGAAUCGAAAUUCCACCAAUCCCUGGCCUACCUCAUGGUCCUCUUCCUCGUCUUUCGGAUCUCAUUACGCUUCAAUACUUCUCAUUACAUUCUACCGAACGAGCCACGCUAGAGCUUAAUGCCUUGGCAACUGUCCCCAAUCCCGCACCACCUUCCUUCAAUCUGACUUCACCGUCACUCCCAUUCACAAUCGCAUUACCUUCCAACAUCUCGAUGACAGGAGCUCCCAUCGCGUCUGUUUCGACUCUACCCUUCACGCUCACACAUCCGAAUAUCUCCCUCGCUAUUCAAGGCAAUGUUCUGCCUCUCUCGACACAAGCAACACCACUACUUUCAACAUUCUUGUCGCGUUAUCUUUCUCGCCAAAACAACCCCAUCCUCGUCUCCACGCCCCUCAUUGAAGGUCUCUCCAUUGACCUCGAAUUUCCGGCGCCGAAUCCUCCGCCACAGGUCCUGCGAAAUGUUACCAUACACGACAUGUCUAUCAAGCCAUCCGGGACUGUAGUCACUGCCAGCGGCACUGUCGAUGCGCGAAUCGUGUUGCCAAAGGGAAUGGACCUGAAGCUGCAUGUAGGCAGAGUGUUCGCAGAUGUGUUGGUUUUUGAUGGAGAGGUACCUGACGGAGCCGAGUUUCCCUCUUCUCUGGGCGAGCCAGACGAAGAUGACGAACAUCCCCUCCCGCCAGCACCGCCGUUACCAAGCCCGCUACCCCCUCAUGCAUUCGCGCGCAUCCGGCCGGAGGAAUGGCUGCCUUCGCAGAGCGGGCCUGUGGAGUUAUCAGACUCGGGUUCUCUCUACGCUAUCUCUGCCCACCUUGUGGAUGUCCCGCUAGAAGUGCUACCCGGAAGGCAGAAGGAGUUCAGCGGGUUUGUCUCCAAGGUGGUGUUUGGCUCGGGGGACGGCGCGACAGCGGGGAUAUUGGGUGUCGGUGCGGUGGGGGUUGAAGUUGCGGGACUGGAACUGCAAGCGUCGCGUGCUGCUCAGGCGCGGGAGAUGGAGUUGACGGGCCUACCGUUCCGGGGAAGUGUGCUGGUGGGGAAGAAGGCUAUGCGCCGGGGCGGGCUAUUGGGCUUGGAUGUAGGGCUGGGGGAUGCGGUGAAUAAGUCAGAGGAAGAGCUUGGGAAGGUGAGGGAGGAAGUGAAGAAGGCUGUAAGGAGGUUGCUUGGGAAAUGGACAUGA